AUGAGCUGGAAUAUGUUUUCGGAGUCGUCGAAGAGCACGCUGAAGCAGUGCGCCGACGCUGUAAAAGGCAUCGCGGAGGAGAGGAAGCUGUUGGAAGAGGCGCGCACGAAGGUCGACGAGAUGAGCGGGAAAAUCAUCGAGGGGCUGGCAGAUGCCAUUACAAAAGCUAGCGAGGACGCCGUCGAGAAGCAGCUGAAGCAGGUCGAGGAGCGGUUAGUUGAUUCUGUCAUGAAGGGUAUUGAGAAAGCCGUCAAGGAGGACUUAUUCUACUCGACCCUCCCGCCAGAGAGCAUGAAGGAGUUGAAGGACAUUGUGAGAAAAGGGUAUGAAGAAGCUGAAGCUGGCAGGUUGGAAGUCCUCACAGAAGCGGUGGCGAGAGGGUUUCGGGGCUCGGCGGGCCCGUCGACGAGGUCGCGUCAGGAGGGGGCGGCUGAUGUUUGCAGCGGGGUUGAGCCUCGAGUUCAUGAGUGCUCGGUUCCCCCUUCUUUGUCAGUGGGAGGACAUGUCGGCAGCCUGGUAGCAUCCCCACUGCCGCGUGCCCGUCAUCCCGUCGCCAAGUCCGGCGAGGACCAGGAGGUCAUCGUACUCGAACACUCGCCACAUGCGAAGACCUCCGAAGCGGCUCCGAAGCCUCCACCUGAUGCGUUUGCUCCGCUGCGUUACAUGCUGCAGGGCCUCGGGAAAAAGGGUGGGAAAGGAGUGGUUGCGGGGGAGAAAAGUGGUGCCCCAAUCGAGUUCGUCGCCUCGGCCGGGAAAGGAGCCGUGGGAAAGCGAGGUGCCCCUACCCCGUCUGGCGGCGCUAUGGGGAAAGGAGCGGGGGAGACAUGGGGUGCUCCCAGCCAGGACGUCGUCGCUGCCCGGUUGCUGUUGAAGACAAUGGCCGACUCAGCUGCGCAGCUUGGUAUUAUUGGUCGUCCUGUCGAGCUUGUGGGAAAGAGGGUGUCUUCCUCUACCCCUCCCGUUGCUCCUGUCGCUGCUCCCGUCCUAGUGAGGAAGUCGACGAAGCGUGCUGCAGAGGCUACAGAGAGAAGUGACGUGGUGGAGCUGGGCAGCCUCCUUGGCCAAGCUCCUGUCGAGAAGGCGUCUACCGUCGUUGCUGGUCGACAGGAGAAGGCAAAAAAGGCCACGGUGCUCGGCUACGCCCCACCUCCUCCGCCGGACGCCCAAGGCAAGACGAGGGAUACCAUAGCUUCUUUCAAAGGCCCGGGCAUGUGGCUGCGGAAGGGGAGGCCCGUUUCCGAGCAGACCGUAGGCGGGAGGAAGCGGUUCCUGGGCAAUUUUGAAACGGUGGAGGACCAAAAGUUAUGUACGGCCAUCUGCUGGCGCGUUUACUUCCCCGACAUAAAACUCGAGAAGUACGAGGGGUUCACGGCGGAUGAUGCAAAGGAUUGGAAGGAGUAUCUCGAUGUCGCCGCUAGUUUGCCGACCGGAGUGUGGAGCGUGGCGCAAGAACAAGGGCAGUGUCGUUUAGAUGAGCGAGUUCUGUCGAAGUCGUUUCGUUUUACUGUGGAAGUCGUGUAUCGGUUUUGUCAAAGUCGUUUUGUCUGA
Molecule: messenger RNA, 1548 nt
Organism: Closterium sp. Naga37s-1
Lineage: Eukaryota; Viridiplantae; Streptophyta; Zygnematophyceae; Desmidiales; Closteriaceae
Source: the annotation of a GenBank genome assembly